This is a messenger RNA of Scatophagus argus, 3336 nucleotides long. It is a transcript of the gene rnf34a, whose product is annotated as ring finger protein 34a. The record is from RefSeq and is a predicted model, not a curated record. Bases 246 to 1394 code for a protein of 382 amino acids. Gene Ontology annotation, molecular function: ubiquitin protein ligase activity. The transcript has 9 exons. Gene Ontology annotation, cellular component: plasma membrane; cytoplasm. Gene Ontology annotation, biological process: proteasome-mediated ubiquitin-dependent protein catabolic process; negative regulation of extrinsic apoptotic signaling pathway via death domain receptors; protein K48-linked ubiquitination. NCBI's taxonomy places the organism in Eukaryota, Metazoa, Chordata, Actinopteri, Scatophagidae.
AGCAUCAUAGCGAAGAAGCAGCGGUGCCGUCAGCGCUCGGUGCCCGAUCGUUGCUCUCAUCACAUCAAGGCGCAUUCGGGCAGUUCCGAUAAAUAAGUGACGCUCCGUAUUGCAAUGCUUACACCGCCAACCUGCUCUGUCUCAGUAGACACGCCGGAGCUGCAAUGAAGUCAUCUAUAAUAAGCACCCACAUGUGGCCUCUGCUCAAUCUGCAGGACCGGUUUCUGUGGUGACCAUCUGCUUGAAUGAUGCUGAUGGCAGGGGCCUCGUCCAUGUGGGCUUCAUGCUGUGGUCUGCUGAAUGAAGUCAUGGGUACAGGGGCCGUCAGAGGCCAGCAGCCGGGGUUUGGGGCCGGUGCUGGACCCUUCAGAUUCGCCCCCAGUGCGGGAUACUCCACAUACCCGCCCACCAGCUCAGGGAGUCCCGGUCUUGUAUGCAAGGCUUGCGGUCAGGCCUUCUCAGUCUUCAGGAGGAAGUAUAUUUGCUGCGACUGCAAGAAGAGCUUCUGCUCUCUGUGCUCCGUGCUUCAGGAGAAUCUGCGCAUUUGUGCCACGUGUCACUUGCUGAAGGCGACGGCCUUUCAGCGGCCGCGGCUCAUGCGCCUUCGAGUCAGGGACCUGCGUCAGUAUUUGCUGCUUCGUAACAUCCCCACUGACACCUGCAGGGAGAAGGAAGACCUGGUGGACUUGGUGCUCUGUCACCAGGGCAUUGAGGAAGAGGAGGACCCCGACACGGGCAGCCUCCACUCGCGUUCCCUGUACACGCCGACCCCUUCCACCACGCAGUCUGCCUCAGAGCUGUCUGCCUUUGUCGCCUCUCAGGAGGAGCCGCUCAGCAGAAGCGAUAGCUCUGAGACCAACCAGGAUAUCGGGGAUGCCACAUCUGUUUCCCUCCUCAACUUGGACCCCAGUGAAGACACUCCUGAGGUCAGCCCUCAGACGCGGCAUCGAUCCAGAGCCUCCCUCUCCGACAUCUCCAGCCUGAGGGACAUCGAGGGCCUGUCCGUCAGGCAGCUGAAGGAGAUCCUGGCCAGGAACUUUGUCAACUAUUCAGGUUGCUGUGAGAAGUGGGAGCUGGUGGAGCGCGUCAGCAGGCUGUACAGAGAGACGGAGGAGAACAGGAAAUCAUUGGAAAAUGUGAGCAGUACUGUAACCACAGUGGUGGCCUUCCCUCCUACCCCUCCUAUCUGCAACGGUGCCAUCGGAGAUGGCGAGAAGGGUCCGCUGACGAUCCACGACGACAACCUCUGCAGGAUCUGCAUGGACGCCAUGAUCGACUGCGUCCUCCUGGAGUGCGGUCACAUGGUCACCUGCACCAAGUGCGGCAAGAGGAUGAACGAGUGCCCGAUCUGCCGGCAGUACGUCGUGAGGGCCGUGCACGUCUUCAAGUCCUAAUGCUUCAGAGCAGCAGCUCAGACUGUGACCGUACCUGAAAUCAACCAUGCAGCUCACGACCUUCCAAUCCCCAAAAAGACUUAAGAUUUUGUGAAUGUUUGUAUUCCAUAAGUUCUAACAUUAUUUGCACACUGAAAUAUUGUGAGAAGUGUGUUCUUCUUUAGAAUCCGACUCUUUGGUUUCAGCAGUGGGCAGAGCGUAGGAUCGUACCCUCGUGUGAGUCAUUCCUCGAGUCAGCAUAUCGCUCAUCUCUGUCCAUUCCUCAGUGUCUGUUCUGCUUUUUCUUACAGAUUUUUCAAAGCAAAGAAUGUGUGGCACUGGGCCACGUGCAGUCUUGUCAAACACAACUCAUCACCCUCAGAUCUGCCUAUAAACUGUAGCCGGCACUCGGCGCCGCUGAGUAUUCUUAUGAGCACCUCUCUUUACGACUGCUGCAAGUGACUACAUAUCUUAGUAACGCGGAGGACAGCCACGUGCUGGACCUCACCACAGGGGGGGAGGGGGGUGAGUCAACUAGGUGCCAAAUAAUGGGUCAUGCCCUUAUGCUUCUCACCCAUUUUUUCCCUCUUUCUGCUGUGUUGGGCCAGUGUGUGGCUGUUGAUUCUUCAGCCCUUUUUUUUUUUUUUUUAAUCAGAAAGCACUUUGUUCACACUGUGUUGAAGCACCACUGCGAGCUCUGACCAGUAAUGAUGGCUGACGUAGCACGUGUGUGUGUUCUUGGUUACGAGCUUUAGCUCGACUUAUGGAGUUUGGAAGGUUUGUGCGAAAACACCACCACCAUUUUGUUUUCAAGUUAAACCUGGUGUUAGAAACGAGCAGGAGGUGGCCACGAUUCAUUGAUUAUAGUUGCCAGCUAAUCUGAUUAUUUUGCAGUAAUGUUAAAUAUUUGAUGGUCCCAGCUUCUUAAUUGUGAUGAUUUGCUGCUUUGUCAAUUAUGAUAGUAAAUGAGGAAAAUUGUAAUGUGCAUUUUUCCCAAUUUUUGAUUGAACAAGAAAUCGUGAAAGUAAUCAGAAGGUUAGCCGACGAUGAAAGUAAUGAAAGCCCCCCGUGUGAUUCGAGGAUGUUGGUGAUUGAUAUUGGUAUUGAUAUCGUCUGUUUCAUCAUAUUGACUGAUUUCGUAGAAGCGAUUAUUUUAAAGCAUCACACGUUUAAAUGGUCGGAAGUCUGUUGCCACAGCAAUAGCUGAGCUCCGCCGUCACCUCUGUCCCGUCUCAGCACCUCAGUGGAGACAAACGACAAAAAACCGGUGCUAACUCAUCCAGCCGUCGUCUCUGAUUUUCAGCCGAACUGUGGAUGUGAAACCUUGAAUGUUUUUUUUUUUUAGCGUUGUAUAGCGUUGGGAGUGGAAUGAAGUGUCUUAAUGCGUUUUUAGUUUCUCUCACAUAGGAGUAACGUAUUGAACUAACUAUUCAAAGGUAUAGCUAUGAGUUUACUGACACCUGUGGUAUGAAAAGUAUAUAGAUAUAAUGACUUGCUAAUGUACAUUUGCAUAUAUUGAUCCAUAUGAGAUGUAAAUAUCUAUUUUUUUCCCAUUUGAUUUCAAUUAUCAGAUUAUUGAAAUGUCCCUGGGAUUGGGUUAGUUUAUUAUCACAUAGUUGCGUUUUCCUGUCUAGUGGUCUAAAAUGUGUUCGUUCAGCAUAAGUUUCCUUCUUGAACCAGAGCAUGACAAGAACCUGAAUGGUUUUGUUAAUCCCCACCUGUAAAACUCAAUAUCCUGGUUUUAUAUGCCCCUGAUCCUGCUCAGUUAGAAGUAUCCAGCUCUGUACUGUACUCACACAAAGUCCACAAUGCUGCUAUAACAGUAAAGAUGUCCCCUACAAUCAUGAAGAGUAGCGGAGCAGGCUGCACUUUUCCUUUAGAGAGUGUAAUUGUGUGCAGGGUUUGGUCUUUGUAUUUGGGAAUGUUGAACUUUUUAUUUUGGUAAUUAAAGAUUUUAAUUAAA